Branchiostoma belcheri (Belcher's lancelet) is the source of this 3599-nucleotide messenger RNA. Its product is annotated as heterogeneous nuclear ribonucleoprotein L-like. The record is from RefSeq and is a predicted model, not a curated record. Gene Ontology annotation, cellular component: nucleus. Gene Ontology annotation, biological process: mRNA processing; regulation of RNA splicing. The transcript has 21 exons. Lineage: Eukaryota; Metazoa; Chordata; Leptocardii; Amphioxiformes; Branchiostomatidae. Gene Ontology annotation, molecular function: mRNA binding. Bases 16 to 1947 code for a protein of 643 amino acids.
AGAGGUGUCUGCAUUAUGUCAUCUGAGCAUUGUCUUCUACCUGAGAGUCAACUGUUCCACCUGAGUCAAAAGUCUAGUACCGCGGUGACGUCAGUAGAGGUCAGCCCCGCCCACAGCCGGCCAGCAGUGCGCACCACAGUCAGCAGGAAGAUGGCGACCGACGAGAGGGGGGACUACGGGCACGCCAACAAGAAACAGAAAAUCGACGAUGGCUACAUCGUGCAGUCCGGACCUAGGGACAAGUCUGAAGAUCCGCACAAGCCAUCCCCUUCACCUGUUGUGCACGUGCGAAGUCUGUCAGAGAAUGUCAUCGAAGCAGACAUUGUGGAAGCUGUCCAGCACUUCGGACCCAUCAGCUAUGUUAUCAUGAUGCCAAAGAAGAGACAAGCACUGGUUGAGUUUGAGGACAUAGAUGGAGCAGAAACCUGUGUCAAAUUUGCCCAGACCAACACGUGCUAUGUUGGAGGCAGCCCGGCUUACUUCAACUACUCCACCAGCCAGAAAAUCUCCCGCCCAGGCCGGCAACGUUUAGGGAAUGGUACAGUGGGACACAACGGUCCAGAGGACACCAGAAAUGCAAAUCACAUUCUGCUCUUCACCAUACUGAAUCCCACCUACCCCAUCACAACUGAUGUGAUGUACACCAUCUGCAGCCCCUGUGGAGCCGUCCAACGGAUUGUCAUCUUCAAGAAAAAUGGCGUGCAAGCCAUGGUCGAGUUCGACAACAUUGGGAGUGCACAGAAAGCAAAGGCCUCGUUGAAUGGGGCUGACAUCUACUCAGGCUGCUGUACCCUGAAGAUCGAAUAUGCAAAGCCCACCAAGCUUAACGUGCAUAAGAACGACAGCGAGACAUGGGACUACACCAACCCUAACCUGGGGUCAGGUGGUGGAGACCAACAGCCAAGAAAGAACCAGGGCCCCCUCCUAAGGGAUCCACCUCCGCAGUACGGUAAUGGCCGUGGAGGAGCCGGCCCGCCCAACUUCGGUAACCAAGAGUUCCCAGGUCCUGGCUAUCACAACCCCCCAGGCCAACAUGGUGGUUUUGGGAACCAGAGCCACCCUCCCAACCAGGGUUACAACAACCAGUUUAACCAAGGGCAGAACUACCAGCCCUUACAACAAGACCAACAGUUCGGAGGACAGGGCCAGUAUGGGCCCCCCAUGGGAGGACCCGGAGGGGGUAACAUGGGCCCCCCUCCCCAGCAGCGGGGCCAGCCCCCCUCCUACUCCCCAGGUCCCCCCCAGCCAGGUCCAGGGGGUCCCGGACCUCAGGGCAGCCCAGUGGUGAUGGUGUACGGCAUGGUCCCCAACAAGAUGAACUGUGAGCGACUCUUCAACCUGCUCUGUCUGUAUGGCAACGUCAUCAAGAUCAAGUUCAUGAAGAGUAAGCCGGGAAGCGCCAUGGUGCAGAUGGGAGACCCGUCUGCCGUGGAGCGCUGCAUCAACAACCUGUCCACCUGUGUGCUGUUCGGACAGCAGCUGGCACUCAGUUACUCCAGGCAGAAGUUUAUUGAUGAGAAAGGCCAGCCCUUCCUCCUGGAGGAUGGAACGUCCUCUUACACAGACUUCACCAACUCCAAGAAUAACAGGUUCUCAACUCCAGAAGCAGCUGCAAAAAAUCGUAUCCAACAGCCAUCGAAAGUGCUACACUUCUUCAACGCCCCACCUGAUGCUACAGAGGAGUCCCUGAGACAGCUAACGUUUAGUGAUGCAGGAGUGCCUCCCCCUACUGCUAUUAAGAUGUUCCCAUCAAGAAGAAUGCCAUUCAAUGCUGGUUGCGAGAGGCCCAGACCAGCGGAGAGAAGCUCCUCCGGCCUGCUGGAGUGGGACAAGAUGAGCGAUGCCCUGGAGGCGCUGGUCAUAUGUAACCACAGUCAGAUGGCCAGCCCAAGCCGGUACCCCUUCACCCUGAAGCUCUGUUUCUCCGCGGCCAUCCAUGCUGUGUGAGGAACACGCUGCUGCCCACCACCCCAGGGACUGUUCCGCACCCAACAGUUAACGUAGCUGUAGCAAACAUCAUAGAAUACAUGCCAGUGUACUGAGGGUUAAACUAACUUAGUAACGGUGUUCAGUUGUACGUGACUAGGUGGAGCUCAGUGCAUGCGCCAUCUCUACAUUGUACAGUCAUGAUGCUUUGGUUGGUUCUAUUGGUCCACUCUGCUAUAAGCUGUUGAUGUUUAUGUACUACCAUUUAGAUUUAGACCUGGUGUCUGAUUUUUUUGUGCUUUAGAAGUCCGAACAAUAGUUGCCUGUUGUGAAAAGUAAUAGGGAGGUUUAUGUUGUACCGGUAGCACCCAACACUGUAGUAAGUCUGACCAGAACAGUGCCAUUCUUUUUUAACUUACGGGUGGUUCCCAGCAUUCUCUGCCUUCCCGGAACGGCAGGAGGAAUUGAGAUUUCAUAAGAAAGCCAUGAAUUUUUUAUUGAUACAGACUAGGCAACGUAACCACAUCUUGGGUACCAUGCCACGGUGAUUUUUACGGUAUGAGUUUCCUAUGACAUUUGAUACUGAAAGUUGUAUCUAGCACGGGAUGUCAGGGCAUCAUUCCCCAGUCUCGACUUUGUCAGCAUUAUUGCACUGUUGUAGUUAAGGGUGGUCACCAGGAUUUUCUCCCAGGGGUCAGGUACAGAAGCCUAACUUUGUCUAGUGAUAGCCACACAGCAAAGCAUGGUAGGUCACAUAAUAGGGAGUCUGGGCAUCCUCCUCCACUCCAGAAAGUCAAAAACUCUCUGAGAAGAAUUUGGAGGGGCAAAUUUCAUGAAGUAGACUUUUUUUUGCAGCUACAGCCUCACUUUAAAGCCAAGUGUUGAUAAUUCUUUUUAGUUUGUGAAGGGUCAUAUGGUUCUCCCUGGGUCUUUCAACCAGAAUGGGGGCAUCAGAUCAUCUUUACUGGUGACAGUGUAGGGGCCCUGGUGACCACCCCAGUUGUCGAACAAGAAGAAAAGCGAUCAUGUUGGGUAGUUAGCUGGCACUUGUGCUGGACUGUAUAGUUAAUACAACAAGGUUCUCCACUAAGAUGUACAUGUAACCUCCCGACACUCAGUAUUCUUGGUAUUUUCUAUGUUGUCACAACCCAUGGUUUGCUUGUGCUUAUGCUGUAAUCCACCUGUGUAUUUAUUUUUGUGUUACUGUGUACAUUUGUCAGAGAAUGAUAGUCACUGUAAGUUGCAUCAAGAAAUGACUUAGUACAUAGAUGAGUACAAGUUUUUGCUUUGUUUUGUUAUGAGUUUUGGAUUAGUUUGAUAUUUGAGGCAAUAGAGGCGAGUCAUACUCAUAGACCCCAGUUUUGCAAUGGAAGGAAUUUAGUUUCUUUCAGUAUUCUUGUUUGAAUGUUGUACUCUAUUUUUGUAUUUCACCAAAUCACAUGGCUGGUGCAACAUUGAUUCUGUUGAUAGCAGUUAACAUGUUGCUGUGUAACAAAUUGUAUGUAUCCUAACUCGAAGUCUAUACCCUACCGACGUACUGUAACCAGGGGAGUAAAGAUGAUAUUUACGCAAUGACUGGACCUCACAAUGUUAGUACUGUAUGGUAAAAAUAACAUUGGAUUUAGAGAGUCUUCACUGUUCACAAUUUGUAACAAUAAACUUUCUUUUAUUCU